GGGUACCAUGCUCCCCCUGGGUCUAGGAGCAGACCUCCUGCAGGAGACGACCUGGGAGCCAAAUUUUUUAGACUGGAGUUUAGCUGGAAACAAAGGAAUUGUAACGAGCGUUCUAGGCAUCGGAACUGUUACAUGUGUAAGAUCUGACAAGAUCAAAGCUGCAGAAGAAUGGACAGUGAGGUACAGAGAGAUGGAAGGAUCUUGGAUUUGAUUGACGAUGCUUGGCGAGAAGACAAGCUGCCAUAUGAGGAUGUUGCAAUACCACUGAAUGAGCUUCCUGAACCUGAACAGGACAACGGUGGCACCACGGAAUCUGUUAAGGAACAAGAAAUGAAGUGGACCGACUUGGCCUUACAGUAUCUCCAUGAGAAUGUUCCCCCUGUAGGAAACUAACACCUGGCUCCUUUCUCAUGGACAGAUUUUUGAAAAAUACAUAGAUACAAAAUGUU
This is a messenger RNA of Mustela lutreola (European mink), 449 nucleotides long. RefSeq names its product anaphase promoting complex subunit 13 (gene ANAPC13). Gene Ontology annotation, cellular component: anaphase-promoting complex. The transcript is spliced from 3 exons. Gene Ontology annotation, biological process: protein K11-linked ubiquitination. Bases 169 to 393 code for a protein of 74 amino acids. Lineage: Eukaryota; Metazoa; Chordata; Mammalia; Carnivora; Mustelidae. The record is from RefSeq and is a predicted model, not a curated record.